This is a messenger RNA of Lichtheimia ornata, 885 nucleotides long. RefSeq lists its product as uncharacterized. Lineage: Eukaryota; Fungi; Mucoromycota; Mucoromycetes; Mucorales; Lichtheimiaceae. Bases 1 to 885 code for a protein of 294 amino acids. Gene Ontology annotation, molecular function: oxidoreductase activity. The transcript is spliced from 9 exons. The record is from RefSeq and is a predicted model, not a curated record.
AUGAGUCAAAUUGCGGAUUUUAUUGGAGAAAGGGAAACGGCGGUAAAUCAACACGCAUUAUCCAGCGUCGCCAGACGACUCUUGAACGACGGCAAUGCCAUUCCCUUGGUUGGCUUUGGUGUCUACAAUACCAGACCUGGAAAGGAGACAGAACAAUCGGUCCUUUGGGCACUUGAUGCUGGUUAUCGUCAUAUUGAUACUGCCACUAUUUAUGAAAACGAAAAGAGUGUUGGUGAUGCGCUCAAGAAAACCAACGUCCCACGUGAAGAGAUCUUUGUCACUACAAAGUUGUGGGAUACAUCGCAGGGUUAUCAAGAAGCCAAGGCAGCCUUUGAGAAGAGCAUCACGGCCCUAGGUCUUGAUUACAUUGAUCUCUAUUUGGUGCAUAGCCCCUCCCCUGGCAAGAAGCUACGUCUCGAAAGUUGGAAAGCCUUGGAAGAGAUCCAAAAGUCAGGCAAAGUCAAGAGCAUUGGUGUCAGUAACUAUGGUAUCCAUCAUCUCAAGGAAUUGCUUGAGGUCUGCACUGUCAAGCCUGCAGUGAAUCAAAUUGAGAUCUCACCUUAUCUUGCUCGUACCGAGAUUGAAAGGUUUUGCAAGGAGCAUGGUAUCUUGUUGGAAGCUUUUUCUCCACUGACAAUGGGUGAGAAGCUCAAGGAUGAUCGCUUGGUGGCAAUAGCCAAGAAAUACAACAAGACAACCGCCCAAGUCUUGAUCCGCUGGUCCAUCCAACAUGGCUAUGUGCCAUUGCCUAAAUCAGUCCACAAGGAACGCAUCGAAAGUAACGCCCAAGUGUUUGACUUUGAGAUCAGCGAAGAGGAUAUGAAGCAGUUGGAUAAGUUUGAUGAAUACUUUGUGACCGAAUGGGAUCCCACACGUUACGACUAA